GACACCCCAGAGGGACAAAUGUAUUACCCAAUCUCGUUCACAUUUGCGGUAGCUGAGAUCCUUUAGCCUAAAUAUGGCAUCUUUUAUAAUCAAACCUGCUUACUUCCGUUGUGUUUUAAGGACAGGCAGGUUCAUAAGCGAGCACGGAACAUUGUGUUCAGACAGAAGUUAUGCCACUGAAGGAGAGAACAGGAUUCCCAAAAUAUACACCAAAACCGGAGACAAAGGUUUCUCAAGCACAUUUACAGGAGAAAGGAGACCAAAGGAAGAUGGUGUUUUUGAAGCCUUGGGAAAUACAGAUGAGCUGUCAUCAGCUAUAGGCAUGGCCAGAGAAUUUUGCCUUGACAACGGACACACCUUCACAUAUCAGCUGGACAAGAUACAGUGCAUUUUACAAGAUGUGGGCUCCAAUAUUGCCACCCCUCGAUCAUCUGCAAGAGAAAGUCACAUGAAGAGAACAAAAUUUACUGCUCAACCAAUUGUAGAACUGGAAACCUGGAUUGAUACAUUUACAGAAGAACUCCCUCCACUGACCAACUUCAUUUUACCUUCUGGAGGAAAGAGCAGCACAGCAUUGCACUUAGCUCGGACAGUGUGUCGCAGAGCAGAACGCAGCGUUGCUCCAAUUGUGCGGUCAGGGGAGACAGACCCAGAUGUUGCCAAGUUUUUGAACAGACUCAGUGACUACCUCUUCACUGUGGCCAGAUAUGCAGCAAUGAAAGAAGGCAAUGAGGAGAAAAUCUACAAAAGACACGAAUGACCAGGAAUAAGCGAAAGGCCGAAUUUGUUUGGGUUUUGGGGGUGGUGCUAAGUGUUUAAUAUGUAUUGUAAAUGUAUUAAUAAAUAUGAAUGACAUUCA
Messenger RNA from Scatophagus argus, 859 nucleotides. RefSeq names its product metabolism of cobalamin associated B (gene mmab). Gene Ontology annotation, molecular function: corrinoid adenosyltransferase activity. Bases 74 to 760 code for a protein of 228 amino acids. Lineage: Eukaryota; Metazoa; Chordata; Actinopteri; Scatophagidae. The transcript is spliced from 9 exons. The record is from RefSeq and is a predicted model, not a curated record.